Messenger RNA from Sardina pilchardus (European sardine), 3877 nucleotides. It is a transcript of the gene jak3, whose product is annotated as Janus kinase 3 (a protein tyrosine kinase, leukocyte). Gene Ontology annotation, molecular function: non-membrane spanning protein tyrosine kinase activity; growth hormone receptor binding; ATP binding. The record is from RefSeq and is a predicted model, not a curated record. Lineage: Eukaryota; Metazoa; Chordata; Actinopteri; Clupeiformes; Clupeidae. The transcript has 25 exons. Gene Ontology annotation, biological process: growth hormone receptor signaling pathway via JAK-STAT; cell differentiation; cytokine-mediated signaling pathway. Gene Ontology annotation, cellular component: cytosol; membrane; cytoskeleton. Bases 55 to 3504 code for a protein of 1149 amino acids.
GGAACAGGCAUUGUAGAUACAGGAAGCCUGGUGUCAAGUAGUCUUCACAGACACAUGCACGCAAAUACACACAGACACAGGAUAUACAGAGACAAACAGAAACAUGAGCAUAUGACGGCCAGCGCUUCAGCUAUGGACUUGAGUGAGGAGGAAACGACCCCCCUGGUGUACAGGGACAGGGGUGGCAGCCACAGGUCCAGCUGCAGGUCCGGUCUACAGGUCAACCUCCACUUCUUCCCGGUCACCAAAGCAGAGUCAACCUUCUGCAUCCCCGGCGGGCAGAUCUCAGCCGAGAAUGUGUGCAUCCAGGCAGCAAAGACAUGCGGCAUUCUCCCUGUGUUUCACAGUCUGUUUGGCCUGGCCUCUGAGGAUCUCUCUUUCUGGUACCCACCCACACAUGUCUUUAAUGCUGAAGAGAGCACCGUGGUGAACUACAGAGUAAGGUAUUUCUUCUCAAACUGGUUUGGCCAAGGCACAAAGACAUCGUAUCGCUAUAGCCUUGCAAGGGGAAAAGUCAGUGCAGUACUGGACUACUGUGUCAUCGAUUAUCUCUUUGCCCAGUCACGUAGUGACUUUGUGAACGGUCAGGCAGGAGUGAGACCUUCCCUCGGUGUCCAAGAAGAGUGUUUGGGUUUAGCUGUACUUGACCUUUGGUGUCAUGCCAAGGAACAAGUCCUGAGCUUGAAGGACAUCUGCAAAAGAGUUGGGUAUAAGUCUUGCCUGCCGGAGGCCCAUCGGCAGAAGAUCCAGGGCCUGAGUCGGCUGGCCCGCUAUCAAAUCCGCAAGACGGUCAAGCGCUUCCUCAAGCGGCUGGGCCACUGCCAGGCCAGCGAAUGCAACCUAAAGCUCAAGUACCUGAUGGAGCUGGCAGCCAUCGAGCCCAUGCUUGGCACCGAGACGUUCCAGGGCCAGGAUGCCGGCUACAGGCAGGGUCAGCAGGCCACCACCAGGCUGAUCCGCGUGUCCGGGGAGACAGGUGUCCAGACCAGGACAGAUGAGGCUGCGGAGUGGCAUACAUUUUGUGACUUCCCCAAGAUCACGGACAUCAGCAUCAAGCAGGUUUGCCACGAGCAGGUGCCACAGGAGGGCCGUGUGGUCACUCUCACACGGCAGGACGACAGGUUUGUGGAAGUUGAGUUCCCCAGUCUGACAGAAGCCCUGUCCUUCGUUUCACUUGUUGACGGCUACUUCAGACUCACCACCGACUCAAGUCAUUACUUCUGUCAGGAAGUCGCACCCCCCAGCCUGCUGGAAGACCUUCAGAACUACUGCCAUGGCCCAAUCACGCCUGAGUUUGCCGUGCACAAGCUGAAGAAGGCUGGAGCGAAACAUGGCACAUUUUUGCUGAGACACAGCACUCGGGAAUUCAACAAGUACUUCCUUACUGUGUGUGUUCAGACAUCUCUGGGAAAGGACUACAAAGACUGCCUCGUCGUGAGCAAUGAACAAGUCACACUGGCUGGUGUCCACAAUUCCUUUGUAAACCUGAAGUCUCUUGUUGAGUUCUACCAGAAAAAUAAGUUUUACCUCGGAGACGAUGCCAUCAAGCUCGAGACAGUAUGUCCUCCUCGCCCCAAAGAAACACAUGACUUUGGCACUGCGACCCCGACAGAAGAUGAACAUUACUUGGAGCUAACCAACCUGAUCAUCGUUCGUCAGAGCACCUCUGUAGAGCUGCAGGGGUCUCCGCCUCUGGAGUGUCACAAGCCCAGUCACAUCCAGUUCCAGAUGAUCCGCUAUGAGGAGCUGGAGCUGGGUGAAAGUUUAGGUCAAGGCUCUUUCACAAGGAUUCAUAUGGGCCGCAAGAUAGGCACCCGGGAUGGGGAGAAAUACGUCACAGAUAUUUUACUCAAAAUCCUUAAUGCCGAUGCUAAAACCUACUGGGAGUCUUUCUUUGAGGCUGCCAGCAUGAUGAGCCAGGUCUCCCAUAAGCACCUCCUCCAUGUCUACGGCAUCAGCGUCAACCAGAACAACAAUAUCAUGGUGCAGGAGUUUGUGAAGAGUGGUGCCCUUGAUCUGUACCUGAGGAGAACUCCGUCUGUGUCCGUGAGCUGGAAACUAGAGGUGGCCAAGCAACUCGCCUGUGCCCUAAAUUUUCUGGAGGAGAAAAACCUUGUCCACGGGAAUAUCUGCGCCAGAAAUGUACUGCUGGCCCGGGGAGAGCCCAGCCCAUUCAUUAAACUGAGUGACCCAGGGAUCAGUGUGACAGCGUUUGGGACAGAUGAAAAACUGGGCAGAAUCCCUUGGGUGGCACCUGAGCUGCUUGCUGGGUUGGACUCACUAGAGCUGGAGAGUGACAAGUGGAGCUUUGGGACGACUCUCUGGGAAGUCUUCAACGGAGGAAAGGUGCCCCUACAAGGCUUUGACCCCCACCAGAAACUGCACUUCUAUGAGAACAACCACCGGCUGCCAUCCCCAGAGUGGACAGAGCUAGCUGACCUUAUCAGCCACUGCAUGAACUACCAGCCCGCUCUGCGCCCAUCCAGUCGAAGCAUCAUCCGCCACCUCAACAGUCUCAUAACGUCAGAUUAUGAGAUUCUGCAUGCAGCUGGCACAACCAACAACAGCGACACCUUCUGGAGAGAUCUGAGCCUGCAGUCGUACCACCCGGAGCAGACAGUGUAUGAGGAGAGGCACUUGCGCUACAUCUCUCCCCUGGGAAAGGGAAAUUUCGGUAGCGUGGAGCUGUGCCGCUACGAUCCAUUGGGAGACAACACUGGAGAGCUCAUCGCGAUCAAGAGGCUGCAGUCCAACAAGCAGGGCAACCUGGCAGACUUCCGCAGAGAGAUCGAGACCAUUAGUUCCCUGCACUGCGACUUCAUCGUCAAGUACCGGGGAGUCUGCUACAGCAUGGGGCGUUGCAGCGUGAGCCUGGUGAUGGAGUAUCUGCCCCAUGGAAGUCUGAUAGGUUAUCUUGAGAACAGACCCUCGAAUGUCAACCACAGGAGACUCCUACUAUUUGCAUCUCAGAUCUGCAAAGGAAUGGAGUACCUUCAGAGUAUGCGACUGAUACACCGGGAUUUGGCUGCUAGGAAUGUGCUGGUGGCCAGUGACAUACUUGUGAAAAUAGCUGAUUUUGGCCUGACCAAGAUCAUACCUUAUGACAAGGAGUAUUACAAAGUGUCCCAGCCGGGCCAGAGUCCCAUUUUCUGGUAUGCACCCGAGUCCAUUAGCGAGUCCAAGUUUUCACACAAAUCAGACGUGUGGAGCUUUGGGGUCGUUCUACAUGAGCUGUUCUCCUACUGCGAGCUCAGUUUGAAUCCCAAAAAGCUUUGCAUGCAGGGAAUUGGCAGUGACAUACAAGGGCAUUGCACCUCGAUGCAUCUUUUCAACAUACUCAAAGACAAAUGGAGGUUGCCAGCUCCACCAUUUUGCCCACCAAAAGUUUACAGCAUAAUGAUGAAAUGCUGGGCUUGGGAGUCGGAGGAGAGGCCAUCGUUCUCCAGCCUAGCGGAACUGGUUGAGGACACCCUGCAGGAGGACAGGGAUGGCUUCAAAGGUUAAUAGUCCUUUGGAGUGCCAUUGCCUUUGGUGUUGGUGGCAAAUUCCAUCACCUGUACAUUCAUGCAUUCAAUUUUAACGCAUGAGAAUCACAAAGAAUAUAUAUGCUAUUUUUGUAUUUUUGUGUCCAACUGACAAAUUUUCUGAUAAUUGCCUUCGAAAUACAGAGAUUUUUGACAUGAGAAAGUGUUCAGACCUUGCCUCUGUUUCUGCAUGGUCUGAAACUGACUGAACAACAGUGCUAGUGCAUUUACACAUAGCGGACUGCCACGCCAUGCUUACAUAUCAACUGGUCUUCUGUAGAAUAUAUCACUGAUUUAUACAUGGGUGGAAUUGUAAAAGAGAAAAGCAUUUGCAAUAAAGUGUGGAAUGUGAA